This is a messenger RNA of Pocillopora damicornis (cauliflower coral), 1606 nucleotides long. RefSeq names its product lipase member K. NCBI's taxonomy places the organism in Eukaryota, Metazoa, Cnidaria, Anthozoa, Scleractinia, Pocilloporidae. Gene Ontology annotation, biological process: lipid metabolic process. Gene Ontology annotation, molecular function: hydrolase activity, acting on ester bonds. The record is from RefSeq and is a predicted model, not a curated record.
AGCGAAGUUCCUCUUAAAUCAUCGUAUUUGGUCUAACGGGAUCAGAAGCGCUCUCUUUAAGUUCGAUUGUCUCACUACGAAGGCGCUGAUUUUAUGGAGAACAUGCAGUGGAUCUUUCAGAUCAUCAUCGUGUCCGGUUUUGUGAUAUUUUGUGGGGGAGAAUUUAUUCCUUUUAAACAUUUGGGACUUCAUCAUACUGAUCCGGAUGUCUUGAGAAAUGUGACUCAAAUAAUUGCCAGCAGAGGAUACCCCGUCGAAGAGCAUCACGUGACGACAGAAGAUGGCUUUAUUCUUGCCUUGCAAAGGAUUCCUCGCGGAAGGAACGAAAAGGAAAGCUCUUCUCGCAAAGAGGUAGUAUUCUUACAGCAUGGCCUUCUUGCAGACGCGACGAACUGGAUCAUAGAUACUCCAACCAGAAGCUUAGGCUACAUGCUCGCGGACAGCGGCUACGACGUGUGGCUUGGAAACAUCCGAGGAAAUGAUUAUUCAAGGCGUCACGUGAAGUACUCUCCACAUCAAUCAAAAUUCUGGAAUUGGAGUUGGCAAGAAAUGGCUAAGUACGAUCUUCCCGCCAUGAUCAAUUAUGUACUGAAAGUCACGGGUGAAGAGCAGCUGUAUUAUGUCGGCCAUUCGCAAGGGACACUGAUUGGUUUUACAGGAUUCUCUGAAAAUCCAGCUCUGGGAGAAAAAAUCAAGAUAUUCUUCGCUUUAGCACCUGUCUAUACUUUGAAUCAUUGUACAGACAUUGCAAAAGGCGCAGCAAAGCUCAUAUAUCCACUUGUCAAGAAAUUGUUUCCUGGUAUGACCUUUGAUCUUCUUCCCGGAAACUUCUUGAGAGCUCUGGUCAAUCUGGGUUUCUGCGCAAAUCCUAUCUCUGAGCGAGUUUGCUAUGAUUUCAUGGAGUUGACGAUUGGUAUGGAUAGCGAAAAUAUCAAUAAGUCGAGAGUACCUGUGUACCUGGGUCACUUUGCAGAGGGGACAUCUUUCAAGGACGUUGUACAUUUCGCACAGUUGAUUGUGAACAAAAAGUGUCAGAAGUUUGAUUACGGCGAAGCUGGGAACAUGAAACACUACAAUCAGGCCACCGCUCCUCUCUAUAACGUGAAAGACAUGACUACCCCAACUGUGCUGUUUGUAGGGGCCCACGAUGUUCUCGGUGACCCAGCGGAUGCGGCAGCACUUAAGCCGCAAAUCUCUAACUUAAUACACUAUGAAGUUAUUCCCGGCUGGAAUCACUUGGACUUUCUAUACGGGAUAGACGCAGCAAAAAUUUUGUAUCCCAAGAUUUUGUACACUAUGGAGAAGUUUGAAUAGGGCUCUAAAUCUGUGCACCUCGUAACAUUAAUAUCUGGCCCUCGGUUGAUCGGAAUUUACACUCCAGAUUCAUUCCAAGUUAUUCAACGGAUAUUCAAGCGAAAGAUGGUUUAAACAUUUUUGUAAAAAGCAAUUUACCACUGCAUGUCGAACACGGCAAUGUGUGCAAUCGCUCUCUAGCUAAUGUUUAAUAGUUAAUUUAAAAAAUGGUUAUAAAGUUAAAGGAUUGCAUUUGGUGUAGGGCAUCCAUUAGUGCAUUGAUUAAAGGUCAUGGUCUUGACGUUAAAAUGAA